AUGCCAAAGAAAAAUCUUCCCUUCAUAAAAGACGUCAAAGAUGCCUUGGAAAGUCUAAAACCAACCAAAGAAGAUUUUUUUUCAAAUUGUAGAGCUGAUCAUUUAGGUUUUUACAACAAAAUGUGUAACAUUCUUCGAUUAGACGGAAACAUUUAUAAAAACAGACUGAAAGUAUCAAUGGUAAUUAAAAGAAAUCACUUGUUUACAUCAACAUCAUCCAAAUAUGCAACAUCCGAGUUAGCAGAUGACGAAAAAAAUGAAGUAACUUCUAGUUCUAGUGACACGUCACAUGAACAAAACGCAUCUAUUUGUUCGUCGUCCUUGACAUCAUCUCAAACGGCUCAAACAUCUAACGAUAAAGAGUUUCCUAAAACUGAUACUCCUGAUAGCGCCACUUUUCAUUAUAGUGAUACUCGAACAAAACUUCCCAUCUACCAGCAGUCUACACCGGUUUCCUCUUACCAAUAUUAUUCUAAUGCAAAUAAAAGUAAUAUCAUUUACACUCCAAAGACUAAGGACAUUACUUUGAAUCGAUAUAAAAAUGAAGUAAUUUCAGAAUUUUAUAAAAAACGUCCUAAUAACAUAAUUGUAUUACCAAUAGGUUCUGUGAAUGAUGGUAAUUUAACCAGAGCAGGCAUUAAAUUUAAUAAUUGUACUUUUCUGGAAGGCGUAUUUCAAUUAACCUAUAACGAGCUGGCAAAUAUUACCAAUGAAAAUAAAAAACUUGCAGAUUACUAUUUAAUAAUAAAAAGAAAAUUCGAAGAAAUUAAUAACACCUGUGUUUUGAACUUUAAAAAAGUAUCUGUCAAUUCUAAUUUUAGAAAGUACACUAUCUAUGGGUACUGUGCACAUAAAAAAUGCAAAACUUUCGUUCUAAAAAUAGAAAAGUCAGAUAAUAUUGUGAAUUGUUCAGUUUUCAGUUCUUCCCUAAAUUUCAAUCAUUCUCCACAAGCGCGACUAACUACAUACGCUCGAAAAUCAGAAAGAAAACUAAUAGGGGAAGAUCUCGCUCACAGUAACCCUUUCAUGAAGAGGUUAGAUGAAAAAUUGAAAACUCCUAGUUCACAAAUUUUAAAUGGAAACCUUCGUGAUAUCAAGUCAGAAGAUGUAUAUCGGAAGAUAAGGCACGAAGAAGUUUCUAAACUAGAUAGGCAUCAAGAUGAAAUUUUUGAUCUAAUUUUAAUGGCACGUGAAAAUUCGUACAUUUAUCGGGUUUUUGAACCUCUUACGGUUUACAUUUUUAGUGCCGAACAAUUAGAUAUUUUAAAUUUUAUCAAAAAAGGUCAGAACAAAAUUGUUUUACACUUAGAUGCAACAGGGCAAAUCGUACAUCAGCCUCCUCACAUUAAAAACCCCCAAAAAAUUUUUUAUUAUGCAGGUGUAGUUUGGCACAGCAGCACUGCGACUAUUUGCCCAAUACUGGAAUUAAUAACCAGUAUGCAUGAUGCUUUUUCAAUAGGUAGUUGGUUAAACGCUUUUCAGGCAUACUGCAUGAAGAACAAAUUAAAAUGGCCAAUAUUUUCCACAAUUGUGACGGACUUCAGUUUUGCUCUAAUGAAUGCAGUCAACUAUUAUUGGAAUAGACUUAAUGAUAUAAGUGAAUAUCUCAAUAUUUGCUACAAUAGCUUACAUGAAAAUAUACCGUGUGAAGCAAUAUGUAUUUUGAAAGUGUGUGUCUGUCAUUUGAUGAAAAAUAUAGCUUCAGAUAUCGAAAAAUUGUGUUCAGAUGAAAAAAGAUUCAAGAAAGUCCAAAAAAGUCUGUACAAAAAAACAAUUGCAUCCGCAUUUAUGAUGGCAAAUCUAAAAUCACUGGAGAAAUGGUUUUCAGAUUUAGUGAAGUUGACAAUAGAGCCCCGAUACACUAGAUCAAUAGCUGACAUUGUUUCCAAUAUUAACAACGAAGUCCUUGUUGAAACAGAUGAGAAUUUCAGAGAUAAUUUUGGUUGUAUAACUGAUUCCGAGCCAGAACAGGUAUCUUCUCUAUAUAAAAAAUCGAAGUUUUAUCAACAUUUUCUAAAAAUUUAUGAGUCCUGCAACGAAUCUAAUAGACCUAUUUCAGAAACCGAUGUUAAUAAUCCCUAUUAUUUGCCGGAUCUUUCGCCAGUUAUUUUAAAGAAAUACAUAACAUUUUUGCCUCUUUGGACCAACAUUAUUACAGACGAGACUAUGAGAAGAUACAGCAAUGCUCCGGUUGAAAACCAUUUCAAUAAAGUGAAAAAUACUCUUAUACCCCAAAAAAAUCUUCGCUGCAGUAGGUUUCUUAGGUAUUCGAGAGAGCUUGUUUUGGCUACACACAAACAGCUUACUUUAGAUAUACCUAAAAACAGAUGUACACGGGGAAAAAAGAAAAACAUCGAUAAAAACCUAACAAUGGAGGUGGUGGAAACAUGGCGUAAAAAAAGAAAGCCAAAAGGAGCCACAUAUUUUGGACCUUCUUCAAAAAUUUUGAAAACUAAGGACAGACUGCUGACCCUUGUUCAAGAACUCGCACCCUUCGAUCGAGAACCUCCAAAUCUUGUUCAAGAACACAGCGCACCAGAUGCUCUUUUGAAAUUAUAUCCUAACGGAAAUGUCAGUGAUGUGAACUACUAUAAUUUCAAAGAUUUCAAGUUUAUUGUGGGAAUUUAUCCUGGUGCCGAACCUUUUGAAAAAUUAGAUUCCAUUGAUUUCCAAAGUUUAUCCGGAAAUAAUUGGUUCACCAACUGGGCUUUAGACAUAGUCUUUCACAUCCUGACAAAAAACCGUGACAUAAAUUACAUUCCACAACACCAUGCUCACAAAAUAUUUACUUUAGGAUCAUACAAGUUUAAAGAAAGUGGGAUGAAAAUUAGCAACAAAAAACAAAUAAUUUGUCUAGAUCUUCAAAGUCAGUGUCACUGGUGUUUAGUGGUUUGUAAUGUGAAUCAAAAACUGUUUUAUUACAUUAACCCAACAGGAUCGUCUUUGACAGAAACCAAAAAUAAAAUGAGUGUAUUUUUGAAAAAAUGUUCCAUAUCAGAAAAUGGAUGGACUCCUAAGAUACUUUUCCAUCCCAAACAAAAAGAUAGUUGCAGCUGUGGACCUUAUGUCACCUCCUUUGCUGUCAAAAUUAUCAAUGGAGAUGAGAAUUUGUGUACUUGCCUCGAACCAGAAGAUCAGAGGUUUUUCUUAAAAGAAUUACUUUUGAGGGAAGCCUCUGACAUGAAAGAUAAGUGUGUAGUUUGUGGUGAGGACACGUUGAAUAUCACCUCAACUGAUCUAAAAAUUGAUUGGGUCCAAUGCGAUCAUUGCAUUAGGUGGUAUAUGUUGAGAUGUUUGAAUAUUGACAACACAGAAGAACUUCCUUCAAAAUAUUGUUGCCCUAUAUGUACUUUUUUUUUUAAUAGGCACACAAAUAAUUGA
Molecule: messenger RNA, 3381 nt
Organism: Ceutorhynchus assimilis (cabbage seed weevil)
Lineage: Eukaryota; Metazoa; Arthropoda; Insecta; Coleoptera; Curculionidae
Source: the annotation of a GenBank genome assembly